AUGGCGCCCAAGCAUGGUGGUAGCACCGGAAUGGGGAAGAAUGCCCAGGUGCGUAACAAAAGUGCCAAUCCCCAGCAGAUCACUGCAGAACAGCUCUUGCGGGAGGCUGUUGAUCGGCAGCAGGCCGAAGCUGUAGCUCCCAAGCAGCGCAUCGCUGACGAAGACGAGCUCAUGAUGUACAAAGUCCGGAAGAGGAAGGAGUAUGAGGACGUGAUUCGUCGACAAAGGCAAAACAUCGGUUCAUGGGUGAAGUAUGCGCAGUGGGAGGCCUCUCAGCAGGAAUUUCGCCGUGCUCGCUCCAUCUUCGAGCGAGCCCUGCAUGUAGAGUACCAGAAUGUGAGCCUUUGGCUCAAAUAUCUCGAGAUGGAGAUGAAAAACAAGUUCGUGAACCAUGCGCGAAACUUGUUCGAUAGAGUGGUUCAGCUUCUCCCCAGGGUGGACCAGUUCUGGUACAAGUAUGCCUACAUGGAGGAGUUGUUGGCAAACUAUGCAGGGGCGCGGACCAUCUAUGAGCGAUGGAUGGAAUGGGAGCCCGAUGACAAUCCCUGGCUUCAAUACGUGAAGUUCGAAGAAAGGUGUGGAGAGCUGGACAAAGCCAGGAAGGUCUUGGAGCGAUAUGUCAGCUGCCGGCCCACGCAACAGGCAUUCUUGCGCCUUUGCAAGUUCGAAGAGAAGCACAACAACGCAGCCCGGGCACGAUCGGGUUUUGAGAAGUCGGUGGAGCUACUGGGCAAUGAGCUGGAUGAGAAGUUCUACAUUAAGUUUGCUCAGUUUGAGCAACGGCAGCGAGAAAUGGAGCGAGCACAGGCCAUCUUCAAGCUGGCUCUGGAUAUUCUGCCGAAAGGUGCCAGCGAUGAGCUCUAUCGCGCAUAUGUGUCUUUCGAGAAGCAACACGGUGACAGGGAUGCCAUUGAGGAGGUGGUCAUCAACAAGAGGCGCUUCAUCUACGAGGAAGCUAUCGCCAAAAAUCAAAGGAACUAUGAUGUUUGGUUUGAUUAUGUGCGCUUAGAAGAGAGCGUCGGCGACGUAGCCAGGAUACGUGAGACCUAUGAGCGUGCUGUUGCCAACAAGCCGCCUGUGAUGCAGAAGCGCUUUUGGAGGCGGUAUAUCUACCUGUGGAUAUACUAUGCGCUGUUCGAGGAGCUGCAGACGGGUGACAUCGAGAAGGCCAGAGCUGUCUACGAUGCCCUCCUUAAGGUCGUUCCUCACAAGCAGUUCUCCUUUGCCAAGAUUUGGAAGCUCUAUGCAGAGUUCGAGGUCAGGCAAUUGGAGCUCGACCGGGCAAGGAAAAUCUACGGGCGUGCCAUCGCUGAGUGCCAGAAGGAGCGGAUUUUCUUAGACUAUGCCGACUUAGAGAUGCGAUUGGGCAACAUCGAUAGAUGUCGUACAAUCUAUGGCAAGUUCUUGGAGGUGCAUCCACACAAUCCAAAGGCUUGGACUGUCUACGUUGACCUCGAGGACUCAGUGGGAGAGAUAGAGCGAGCUCGAGCUCUUUGCAAUCUUGCCAUUACUCAGGAGCGCUUGGACAUGCCAGAGCUCGUGUGGAAGCGCUUUAUCGACCUCGAGUCGGUGCCGCCCAUCGUCCGUGCACGCUUUGGCCUGGAACAGCGCUGCGCCUAUCGGCAUGCGGAUCUCUAUGAUGAAGAAGUGCCCGAGGUGGACCUAGAGACGGUGAUUGCUAAACCAGAGCUGGGCGCAGAAUGUGCCGUCAAGAACUUUGUUCUGCUGGGAGAUCAAAAUGCUGGCAAGUCGACGAUGUUACACAGCUUUUGUCGAAGUGGAGACGCUGGAUUCAUGCAGCUCUCUUCGCUUCUGCCAAUUCUUUCCAGCUCUUUCAUCAACACCCGGAUGGUUCCCCACAGCUUGCUGGACGAUCCGGACGAGCCAUUGAGUGCGAUUCGGGAUGAGCUUCCCUACAUGGACACGGACAUUGCUCGUGGUUUGGUGAUGCUGACCCUGGAGAACUUUGGUUUCUUUUGUCAAGAGUUUGGCCUUUGGAAUCCUGCUGAACCAACUCCAAGCUUUUUGGACUUCGACCCUGAGGUGCGCUUCGUGGCGUUGCACUUCACGGAGCUGGGCGGGGACCACCUGGAUCGGCUGCUGCGCUUUGUGGGAAGCGGUGAAGGGCUGGAAGCACUGAAGAAGACAGAGGACAUUGAGGAUGAAUCCUUCUGGAAAGACAUGCAUGAGGUGCUCUUGGGGUCACUGCGCCUGUUGAGGGACACCUCCUGCCGCUGUGCCUUCUUCAUCAACUGCACCAGCCUCUUCUGCGAAGGCACGUUGCAGAGGAAGGCACUACGGCCGACGCUGAGGAAACUAAAGUUCUUGGACGAAGUGCUGGGUGGAAAGGAGAUCCUUUUCUAUUGUGCUCGCACCGAUGGUGUGCCUGUUACUAUGUUUGAUCCCCAGCGAGCCUGGGAUGAAGCCCUCAAGGAGCUUGCAGCCUUCGCAGCAGAAGAAUGCGGCCGACCAGAGCUGCCGUUGAUGGACAUCAUGCCGGACAGCGCGCUGCAUUGGCAACCGGACACAGCAUUGGAUGAAUCUGCAUUGAAAGAAGUGGUGGGAGAGGUCCCUGAAGAAGGAGAGAGUGCACCACUUUUGGCGUGGCUUCGCGCCUUUCUUUUGUGCAUGUUGCGAAGCCUUGGAUUCCGUCUUCAACUGGUGGCACUGGCUCCAGUGAGGAAUUACCAGGCGAGCCGGGGCCGGCAGCUCUGUGCGGCGAGCGUUGUCCGGAAUGUUGCAACCUUGCUGCAGCAAGGCUGUGCGAUGGGCGAUUUGGCAUUGGCGCAGGUGGCCGAGCUCCUGCUUCGCUGCGCGGCCCAAGCGAGAAGACUUGAGGGCGACACUCUGCACUGCUGGGUCACGCGCCAGGACCUGGCCACACACUUGGAGGACUGCGAAGCAGAACAGCAGGCAGUUCCGUUGCCCGAAGUGUCGGCCCUGAGUUCGUGGCCCAAAGUCACAGAUGUCCUGCUGCGCGCAGGCAUUUGUACCGCGAUGGCUGGUGAGGGUCUUCCACAAGUGACGCUCGAACUUCAUAGCAGAGACGGCCCGGUGGUCCGCAUCCGAGCGAUGCCUCAUGAGACCGCCCUCCAGGCCUCUUCUGAGGUGCUAUUUGUGACACGGGGAAAGGCCAGUGAGGCUACUGAGAAGAUCCCUGAAGCGAUUGGAUUGCCUUUUGAUGCAGAGUUCUUCACCCUUCUGACUUCAGAGGCUACGAUACAUGCCGUGGCAACUCAUUUGUCCUUCGGACCAACGGAGCAACGUUUUGCUUUUCAAUCUCCAGAGGCCAAGGAACAGAUGUCUAGUAUUCGCCGACGCUUGCGCCAAGAGUUGCAGAUGCUGCUGCGCGAGACCAAAAAAACCAGUGAUGCAUGGCAGGCUGAGAUGCUUUCAGAGAUGCCAAACUCGGAGGAAGACGAGCUCCAGGAGCGCGCACAGAAGCGCCUGUGUUUGACUUGGGGUGACGGCCAAGCAGAAGAAAUUGCUGCCCAGAUGCGAAGCUUGUCCGAAGAAGACGGCCUCAAAGUGUUGAUUCAGGUUUGUGAUGUGGAUGAACCAGUGAGCCAAGAGCAGCUUGACAAUGCCCGAAAGGUCUGGCAGCAGCUUCUCAGCAAGUCACACCAUGUCCGGGUCUAUAUCGCCUACAGUGACUUUGAGGCAGUGACGUGCCAAUCGGUGGAGAAAGCCAGAGAAGCCUUGGAAGAAGGCCAGAAGCAUUUCAAGGUUGAAGACCGCAACGAAGAGCGAGCAAUGCUCCUGGAACACUUGCUGAAGUUGGAAAGGGAAUUGGGCGAUGAGAAGUCCAUCGAGGCCGCUGAAGGCCGACAGGCCAAGCGUGAAAAGAAGAGGCGACUCAUUCCAGGCGGAGAGGGCGAGGAUGGCCAAGAUGCAUACGAGGAUUACAUGGAGUAUGUCUUCCCAGAGGACGACAAAGGGCAGCAGAAUCUCAAAAUCUUGGAGAUGGCUCGUCUCUGGAAGAAGAGAAAGGUGGAAGGCUCGCAGUAG
Durusdinium trenchii is the source of this 4008-nucleotide messenger RNA. NCBI's taxonomy places the organism in Eukaryota, Dinophyceae, Suessiales, Symbiodiniaceae. The record is from the annotation of a GenBank genome assembly.